UGCAGCCAACUGUUGCUGUUGUGUAUUGUCUUGGGAAAACCUCCUGCCCACAGAGUCCACUUGAUCCAAUUAAUAUUUCCACCACAUCCACCAUGAUGAACAGCCUGAAGAAACUGCCCAUGCGUAUGCUGGUUAACGCCGCAGCACGUCAGCAAAAUGCUGCCAUGUCCUCGGCAACUGGUUUGCCCCCACCUCUGACCUUCCUCACCGAGGAUGAGAAGAUGAUGAAGGAGACUGUUGCCAAGUUGGCCCAGGAUCAAAUCCUGCCUCUGGUAAAGAAAAUGGACCACGAGCACAAAUUCGAUCCCUCGGUGGUCAAAGCCGUCUUCGACAAUGGCCUGAUGGGCAUUGAAAUCGACACAGAGCUGGGCGGCAGCGGCUGCAACUUCAUGACCAACAUCAUUGUUGUGGAGGAGCUGUCGAAGAUCGAUCCCGCGGUAGCCGCCUUUGUGGAUAUCCACAACACGCUGGUCAACUCACUGAUGAUCAAGUUCGGUAAUGCCGAACAGAAGGCGAAAUAUCUGCCGAAAUUGGCUCAGGAAUACGCUGGCAGCUUUGCCCUAACCGAACCCGGUGCAGGCUCCGAUGCCUUCUCCCUGAAGACUGUGGCCAAGAAGGAUGGCUCUCACUAUGUGAUCAACGGCACCAAGAUGUGGAUCUCCAACUCAGAUGUGGCUGGCGUCUUCUUGGUCUUUGCCAAUGCCAAGCCAGAGGAUGGCUACCGUGGCAUUACCACCUUCAUUGUGGAUCGCGAGACCCCCGGACUGAUCGUGAACAAGCCCGAGGACAAGCUGGGUAUCCGUGCCUCCGGCACCUGCAUGCUCACCUUCGACAAUGUCCGCGUGCCCGAGGAGAACAUCCUGGGUACCUUCGGACAUGGCUAUAAGUAUGCCGCCGGCUUCCUGAACGAGGGCCGCAUCGGCAUUGGCGCUCAAAUGGUGGGCCUGGCCCAGGGCACCUUCGAUGCCACCAUUCCGUAUCUGCUGGAGCGCAAGCAGUUCGGCGAAUCUAUCUACAACUUCCAGUCCAUGCAGCACCAGAUCGCCACAAUUGCCACUGAGAUCGAAGCGGCUCGCCUGAUGACCUACAAUGCGGCUCGCCUGCAGGAACAGGGUGUGCCCUUCCUCAAGGAGGCGGCCAUGGCCAAGUUCUAUGCUUCGGAGGUCGCUCAGCGUGCGGCCAUCAAGUGCAUUGACUGGAUGGGCGGUGUGGGAUUCACCCGCGACUUCCCCCAGGAGAAAUUCUACCGCGAUGUGAAGAUCGGCGCCAUCUACGAGGGCACCUCCAACAUGCAGCUGAGCACCAUUGCCAAGUGCGUCAAGAAGGAGUAUUCGGGCUAAGUUCACAGAAGCAGUCACUAUGAUCCUAAGUCGUCGCCCCUAUACACAAGCUGAGAUAUCGUACGUCAGAUACGUCAAGUGCAUUUAUGUGAAGGAACUGCUGGAACCCUAAUCGGUUAUCGGUUUCUUCCAUGUUACCAUAGCAUUUACUAACUAGUUUUUCCUGUUAUAUUGUAUCAAAUACAACUACAUAUACAUAUAUCUAAAAGUAUAUUUCAAAAA
This is a messenger RNA of Drosophila persimilis, 1562 nucleotides long. Its product is annotated as short/branched chain specific acyl-CoA dehydrogenase, mitochondrial. The record is from RefSeq and is a predicted model, not a curated record. Gene Ontology annotation, cellular component: mitochondrion. Bases 93 to 1340 code for a protein of 415 amino acids. NCBI's taxonomy places the organism in Eukaryota, Metazoa, Arthropoda, Insecta, Diptera, Drosophilidae. The transcript has 4 exons. Gene Ontology annotation, molecular function: flavin adenine dinucleotide binding; acyl-CoA dehydrogenase activity.